AUGAUUAUAGGUAAUCAUGAGGAUGGAAAUCUUAAUAUUAAAUUGAAUAUUGAUGAGAGAUGUGUAGAUGCUUUAUUAGGAUUACUCAAACUCAAGAGUAUGAAAAAUGCAAAUACUAACAGACCUAAGUAUACAAGAAAGACUGAUUUACAAAAAAGAGUAUUAGACAGGGUAUUUAAAAUAAUUCAAAGACCAAAUAAUGAAUUAAAGGAAAAUUUAUCACUUAUUUUAAGUCUUGAUCCAAAGAUUAUACAAAUAUACUUUCAGAAUAAAAGAACUUUUCAUAGAAGAAUUAAUGGUGAAAUUGAAAAUCAAACUGUUAAACUUAGUUCUUAUGAUCUUUUAAUUAUUUACUAUGAAGAAAGAGCAAAAAAUUAA
Hepatospora eriocheir is the source of this 378-nucleotide messenger RNA. Lineage: Eukaryota; Fungi; Microsporidia; Hepatosporidae. The record is from the annotation of a GenBank genome assembly.